Messenger RNA from Paramecium pentaurelia, 1165 nucleotides. Lineage: Eukaryota; Ciliophora; Oligohymenophorea; Peniculida; Parameciidae. The record is from the annotation of a GenBank genome assembly.
AUGGGAUAUUGUGGAAGCAAAUUAUCUAGAAAAGAUAAAUAAACCAAUAAAAAUAAUAUCAAUGAUUCACAAUUUUAAUAAUAUCAAAUAUAAAAUGUAAUCUUUUAUUUUUAAAUUAGAUAUUGUCAUAAUCAUCAAACCUUAAUUACUCAACGUAAGAACAAAUAUUAUAGAAGAAAAGAGAUUAUAAAAAAAGUGAAUUAAUUGGAAAAGGAUCCUUAUUUGAAGUUUAUCAAGCUCUUGAUAAUAAAACAGGUAAAAUAAUGGCUAUUAAAACUGUUAAGAUAUAAGGGACAAAAGAAUAAGUAUAUUACAAUAUCAUUAAUAAUUAAUUAGAAAUAUCUAUUGAUUGAUUAAUUAAAGGCUGAAAUAAAAUUAUUGAAACGACUGAAGCAUAAAAAUAUAAUCAAGUAUUAUUUUACAGAAAUAAGUCCUGAUUUUACUUAAUUAGAUAUUGCUUUAGAAUAUAUAUCAUAAGGUUCUUUAAAAAGGGUUUUGAGUAAAAUUGAUCUAGAAGAAUCUAAUAUUAGAAUAUAUAGUAAAUAGAUUUUAGAAGGCAUUCAAUAUCUUCAUAAAAAAAAUAUUAUACAUCGCAACAUUAAGACUUCUACUAUUUUAGUUGAUAGUGAAGGCACAAUUAAAUUAUCUAAUUUUAAAAAUUUUAUUUAAAUUGAUCAAGAGUUUGAUAUUAAUGAAAAAUAAAAGUCAUUUGCAAUAGAUAUAUUAUCUUUAGGGGCUGUAAUAAUAGAGAUGUUUGGUGGUUAUAUACUUAAUUUUGAUGAAUUGAUUAAGAAUAUAUCAGAAGUUCAAAAACCUCCAUAUCCAUCAUAAGCAAGUGCACUAUCUAAAAAUUUAUUAGACAUUAUUUUUGUACCAGAUCAUUAAUAAUAUUCAACUGAUAAAUUAUUAUAGCAUCCAUUUUUUAAUUUUGAGUAAGAAAAAAAAGAAUUUUAAUUAGAUGAUCCUAAUUCUGAUCAGUCUUUAAUUGGAUCUAGCUUUGAAGUGAAAAAACCUUUUAUAUAAGAUAUUAAUUAGGAUCAAUCAAUUUAAAAAUGUAACAUACUUUAAAAUAAUAAAUAAAGGUAUAUUUUAUUUAUAAAUUAGACAGCAAGAACUAGAAUAAGCAUUAUAAAGUUUAUUAAGGAAAAAAAACUUACAAAAUUGA